Molecule: messenger RNA, 1263 nt
Organism: Peronospora farinosa
Lineage: Eukaryota; Oomycota; Peronosporomycetes; Peronosporales; Peronosporaceae
Source: the annotation of a GenBank genome assembly
AUGUGUCGACCGAUUGAAUCUCGUAAAUCGUUGGAUGCCAUGGGCAUGGCCGCCGCCGCAAUGUUUGUGGGCCCUCAGCCUGCAGCAAACAACAAUCAAGCUUUGGCGAGCCAGAACGUCAAGGCCACCACCGAGCACGCGCCUGUAUGGUUCACUGCCAAUGACAUGGGCUUUAACGUGGACGGCAUGAACAUGCUGAGCAUGGCGGCGCCGCCCCCGGCUCUGCCCUUCGUGUCAUUUUCGGAGAACAACAGCCUACCGGCAAUGCCGUGGGGCGCUGUUAUCCCCAUGGUCGAUCUGAUGAGCAUGGGCUUGCCUAGCAACCAAUAUGCGUCCGUCCCGACCCCCUUGGAACCUAAGCCCGACAUGAUGCAACUUAGCUUUGAAUCCCAGAAACUGGAGAAGCUGCUUAAAUUCUCAAUGCCCGGUGACUUGGCGAACGUCGGGGGUAAGGAUAAGCCCGAUCUCUUGAACAUCGACGACGACUUUGAUGGAACGGAAAUGUCCAUUCUGUACAGCUUUCUGGUGGACAACCCCAAGGAUAAGUACAAGAAGACUACUGAGGUCGAUGAUGGCAUUUUAAACAUCAACAUGUUACCGGGAUCUCCUAUCGAGGGGCAUGUGGAUCCGUGCGGGACCGACUAUACGGACCUGGAGCUCAUGAUGAUCCUGCGUCGUCCGGAGCCCUGUAUGGCGGCCCCACAAGCUUUGAGUAGCCCUAGUGAAGUCAAGAACCGUCGACUUUGCAAGAGCGAAGGCUGCUAUAAGCGGUCACGUUCGAAUGGUCUGUGCAUUUCGCACGGCGGCGGUCGUCGCUGUGCUGUGGACCGCUGUGACAAGAGCUCACAGGGCGGCAACCUUUGCAUCCGUCAUGGCGGUGGGAAGCGGUGCUGUCACGAGGGCUGCCACAAGGCGGCGCAGUCAAAUUUCUUGUGCAAGGCGCACGGUGGCGGCCCGCGUUGCCAGUUUGAUGGUUGUUCGCGCAGCUCGCAAGGCGGUGGCUUCUGUCGCUCGCACGGUGGAGGUAAGCGCUGCAUGUCCGAUGGCUGUGAGAAGGGUACGCAGCGCGGCGACUACUGCGCGCUUCACGGUGGAUCCCGUCUGUGCGAGGCGCCGGACUGCAUGCGGAACGACCGUGGUGGAGGCCUGUGCGCUACCCACGGUGGAGGCAAACGCUGCACUAUGGCCGUGUGCAAUAGGCCGUGCCGACGCAAAGGCCUGUGCUCUGCACACCUGCGCCAGGUGGAGGGUAUAAAGAGAUAA